UUCUUUAAAUUGUGUAUUUGUAUUAUUUUACUAGACCCAAAGUAGGCCCUAACAAAAUUCCGAAAGAAUUAUUCGUCACAGAAAGCUGCAACGUCACAAUAGCAAUUAUGACGUCAUUAUACCUUAGACUAUUAGCAACGAAUGUCGGAAUAGUGUUGUCAUCUGAUCAGAAGCAAAGCCUUGUACUUGAAAACAAUGAACACCCAUAACCAGAACGAGAUCUUGGAUUUUGGAGAGGACCCUGUGACUAGUGUGAGUAAGGAAGAUGUCCCUGUGCCCCAAGAGCGUGUAGGUCAGGCAGAGGUCAAAGGUGCUGCAGAUGUAGCAACCGAAUCCUCAACAUCAGAAGUGACCAAUUCUAAGAUUUCUGCAUUUCAGUUGAGUGAUGAAGGCAAACACUUCAUGGAGCCAAAGAUACCUAAGGAAGACUUACAAAGUCAGUUAUUGGAUCUGGGAGAAGAGAUUCAAGGGGCUGGAGCCAGCACAAGCUGCAAUGAAUUACCUGGAAUAUUGGAAGAGGAACCACAAAUCGACGACUCUGUGAUACAACAUAUGAAGAGACUGACGCCCAUUUUUGAUGCGAAAUCUGGGAUUGUUAUAGGAGAGAUUCACGCUCAGUACCUUCCCCGCGUAUUGGACAAAGACGACAGAACAGCGAUAAACACAGCUGAAACCCAUACCAGUGGAACAAACACUAGUGCAAAAGAACCCAAUGAGUCCCAGGUUAGAUAA
This is a messenger RNA of Saccostrea cuccullata (small rock oyster), 732 nucleotides long. RefSeq lists its product as uncharacterized. The transcript is spliced from 4 exons. The coding region runs from base 196 to 732 and encodes 178 amino acids. The record is from RefSeq and is a predicted model, not a curated record. Lineage: Eukaryota; Metazoa; Mollusca; Bivalvia; Ostreida; Ostreidae.